This is a messenger RNA of Psylliodes chrysocephalus, 372 nucleotides long. The record is from the annotation of a GenBank genome assembly. NCBI's taxonomy places the organism in Eukaryota, Metazoa, Arthropoda, Insecta, Coleoptera, Chrysomelidae.
AUGUAUAAUAUUAGGAUUGAAGACAUAGAAGAUGAGGGGGAAGAAUUAAACUCCUACUCAGGAUUUUCGGUCAGGCACAAGCUAAAUGUAAAUCAUACAAGUAAUUAUAAACAGCUUAGAGAAUUUAUAAAAAUUGACAAAGAAAAUAUGAAAGAAGGAGAAGUUUCAGGUUUAGUCUUUAGAGAUAGAAACAUUUUAAAUGUGACUGGUAAAAUAUUAGUAGAUACGGGAGCGGAAACUACAAUUUUAAGUGUGGAGCAUGGACUUCAAACUGAUCUAAUAAAAGUGUCGUCAGCCCUAUCCAUAUUUUCAGUUUGUUGGGAUUUAGCAAGCAUAUACAAAGUAUUGAUAGACUUGUACUUACAUGGUUAG